GUCGCUAGUAGUUGUUCAUCCGCCGUGGCAAUUUGUUUGCUUUUCUCGCGGAAAGAAAAAUUCAUUUUUCUCAGUUUCUUAUCGCUAAUCCUAUCUUAUUUAUAUAUUUAUUACCCCAUUGAUUUCCAUUAAACGCUUUUCCGUUGAAAUUCAAUCUUCCGGAUUGCAAAAAUGGCCAGUGAGGAGCUUCUGAAGCAAUUUGUGGGGCUCGGUAUGACAGAGCAGAAAGCCAAGGAGACCCUUAAGAAUGCCAAUGUGACGAAAAAUCUCACAGAAGCCCUGAAAAGUGUGGAUCCGGGAAGUCUUACGGAUGGAGCUGGGAUGCUGCUGUACCAUAUGGCUUCCAAGAUUAAACCACAGAUUGUGACGCACAUUGCCUUCCUGGCGCAUUAUAUAAAAUCCCAGAAACUCGAUACAAUCCCCCGUGUGGAUGCAGCACUGGAAUUCCUCCUGACACACGGAGCUAAAGGAUCAGCUGUCAAUGUGAAGGAUUUCGAUAAGGCAUGUGGAGUGGGUGUUGUAGUCACGCCGGAAGAGAUUGACAGGACAGUUGAGGGAGUUAUAAAGAAGAAUUUGCCAGCAAUCCAGGAGCAGCGGUAUCGCUUCAAUGUGGGAAAGAUUAUGCAGGAAGUACGCACUGCACUCCCCUGGGCUGAUGGGAAGGCUGUCAAGAGUGAGGUUGAAGUGCAGAUUUUUGAUUUAUUGGGCCCCAAAACGGAGGCAGAUCUCGCGCCAGCGCCAAAAGUGGAGAAAAAACCGAAGAAGGUGGAAAGUGAGGUUAAGUUGCCGUCGGCUGAUUCUGGGGCAAUUUGUGGCGAUGGGGCGAGCAAUAUUGCUGAGCUAAUGCGCACGAAAGUUCAUUUUCACGCCCCUGGGGAGAAUUACAAGACAGAUGGGUACGUGGUGACCCCGUUGACGGAUAAACUCCUCCAGGAACAUCUCAAAGCCACCGGGGGGAAGGUCAGGACGCGUUUUCCACCAGAACCAAAUGGGAUUCUGCACAUUGGGCACGCAAAGGCGAUAAAUAUCAAUUUCGGCUAUGCCCAGGCACAUGGGGGCACGUGCUAUUUGCGCUACGACGAUACGAAUCCGGAAAAGGAGGAAGAGAAGUUUUUUGUGGGGAUUCGGGACAUGGUUGAAUGGUUGGGCUACACACCGGCCAAGAUUACGCACUCCAGUGAUAAUUUCCAGCAACUCUAUGAGUGGGCAGUGCAGCUAAUCCGGAAGGGGAUGGCGUAUGUGUGUCAUCAGAAGAGCGAGGAGAUGAAGGGCUUCAACCCGAUUCCAUCGCCAUGGCGUGAUCGUCCCAUUGAGGAGAGUCUCCUGCUCUUUGAGGAUAUGCGAAAUGGGAAGAUUGCCGAAGGGGAGGCAACGCUACGGAUGAGGAUAACGCUGGAGGAGGGAAAGAUGGACCCCGUGGCGUAUAGGAUUAAGUUCAUCCCUCAUCCAAGGACCAGUGAUUGGUGCAUCUACCCCACGUACGACUUCACGCACUGCCUCUGCGACAGCUUGGAGAAUAUCACGCACAGCCUCUGCACGAAGGAGUUCCAGUCACGUCGCAGCAGCUACUACUGGCUCUGCAAUGCCCUGGACAUCUACUGUCCAGUUCAGUGGGAAUAUGGGCGCCUCAAUGUAAACUACACAGUCGUGUCGAAGCGGAAGAUUGCACGCCUGAUCACGGAGAAGAUUGUCCAGGAUUGGGAUGAUCCACGACUCUUCACACUCACUGCCUUGCGUCGACGUGGCUUCCCCCCAGAGGCCAUUAACAACUUCUGCGCUCAAAUGGGAGUGACUGGAGCUCAGGGGAGUGUUGAUCCAGCCAUGCUGGAUGCUUCCGUGAGGGAUUUUCUCAAUUUAACAGCUCCCCGGACACUUGUUGUCCUUGAACCACUCAAAGUAACCCUCAAAGAUUUCCCCCACACCGCCCCUGUGACGAUCUCCGUGCCCAAUUUCCCCGGAAAUCCCGAGAAGGGAACACACAGCAUCACCCUCGAUCGUGUGAUCUUCAUUGAACGAUCAGACUUCAAGGAAACCCCCGAAAAAGGCUAUCGCCGCCUUUCCCCCACUCAAUCCGUAGGUCUCCGCCAUGCUGGGCUCAUUAUCUCAGUGUCUGAAAUCCUUCGUGAUGCAUCUGGUGCUGUGCAGGAGCUCAUCUGCUCCUGUCAUGCUGUUGAAGGGGCAGAAAAACCAAAAGCCUUCAUUCAGUUUGUCUCACAGCCCCUUCCCAUUGAGGUACGCCUGUAUGAGCCACUCUUCCGCCACAAGAACCCAGAAGAUCCUGCCGAAGUUCCCGGAGGUUUUCUCAGUGAUUGCAAUCCGGAUUCCCGGACAAUUGUUCAUGCGCUGGCGGACAAACAUCUCGCCGGGGCAAAAGUUUAUGAAAAAUUCCAAUUUGAGAGAAUUGGAUUCUUCUCCGUGGACCCAGAUACCACUCCCGGAAAGCUGGUGUUCAAUCGUACAGUUACGCUGAAGGAGGAUGCUGGAAAAGUUUGAUUUUUCUCAUCAAUAAAGAUCUAUCCGGGAA
This is a messenger RNA of Lutzomyia longipalpis, 2524 nucleotides long. It is a transcript of the gene GlnRS, whose product is annotated as probable glutamine--tRNA ligase. The coding region runs from base 172 to 2493 and encodes 773 amino acids. Gene Ontology annotation, biological process: glutaminyl-tRNA aminoacylation; translation. Gene Ontology annotation, molecular function: glutamine-tRNA ligase activity; ATP binding. The record is from RefSeq and is a predicted model, not a curated record. The transcript is spliced from 2 exons. Lineage: Eukaryota; Metazoa; Arthropoda; Insecta; Diptera; Psychodidae. Gene Ontology annotation, cellular component: cytoplasm; aminoacyl-tRNA synthetase multienzyme complex; cytosol.